This is a messenger RNA of Drosophila innubila, 8684 nucleotides long. RefSeq names its product golgin subfamily B member 1. NCBI's taxonomy places the organism in Eukaryota, Metazoa, Arthropoda, Insecta, Diptera, Drosophilidae. Gene Ontology annotation, cellular component: endoplasmic reticulum. The transcript is spliced from 11 exons. The record is from RefSeq and is a predicted model, not a curated record. Bases 46 to 8352 code for a protein of 2768 amino acids.
CACAGUUAACUAUCAGUAAAACAAGCGUAUCAAUGAGGUUUCAAAAUGAGCGAGACGAAAGCACUGCUAAAUGCACUGCUAUGCGACAUUUACGGCAAGCAGGAGGUGCAGGCGAGACGUCUGCGACGCUGCCGUUAUCAUCACAAGGAUACAGAGAAAAGACAGAGCAAGGAGCAACGUGGCCUUAGAAGAUCGUCCAGGCAGAAGUCACUGUAUAGAAUGGCCAGUAGUUUAUCGGGCAAUCAAAGUGCACUGGAAUCGCUGAAUGUGCGUCAAUUGAUCGAUAUCUGUGCGAUGCUCAAAGUGGAGAUAUUAAUGAUGGGCUAUAUGCUGGAACGGGUGCUCAUUGUGAGAGAUCGACAGCGACGACAUCAGGAGGUGCUCUGCGAAUUUGUGACGGCCGUGCUCAUUGUGGAGACUCACGAUGCACAGCCUAAAAUGCGCUUUAGUCUCUCACCACCGCCACCGAAAGUCAGCCUAACCUCACCCACUAGCACCACUAGCACCACCACCAGCAAUCAACACCACAGCAUCAACAUCAACAUCAACACCAACAACAACAACAGUAGCAGCAGCAGCAGCAGCUACAGCAAAGACCUUGGCCGCAGUCGCAACAACAACAACAUGCUGAGCUCCUCUGCAGUUGCCACCGCUGAUGCCGCAGAUGAUGCUGCCUCGGAUUAUAAUCAAUGGCUUCAUGCCAUGAAAUUGGUAGCACGUUUGCCCGGCGGUACGCCUCCCGAGUUCCGGCGCAAGCUCUGGCUAUCGCUGGCCGACAAGUAUCUGAAGUCAAAGAACGUGGACUGGACACACCAACGGGAGAAGUGCUUCUGCGAGGAAUGGCGAGAGGAUGACGAGGAGCUGGGCAUUCAGAUCGUUAAAGAUUUGCAUCGUACGGGUUCGAAUUUGUGCACCGGCCCCGCCGGUUCCAUCAAUCAGGCGAAACUUAAGCGCAUCCUUCUCGGCUAUGCACGAUACAAUCCCGAGGUGGGCUACUGUCAGGGCUUCAACAUGUUGGGCGCCCUAAUACUGCAGGUAAUGGACAAGGAAGAGGAGGAGUCAAUGAAGGUCAUGAUCUAUUUGGUUGAGGGCGUGCUACCCAAAGGCUAUUUCUAUGGCUCCAUGGGCGGUCUACAGGCUGACAUGAGUGUAUUUCGUGAGCUGAUGCAAACGAAGCUGCCCCGUUUGGCAAAGCAUCUGCAACGCUUGCAGGGACCUGUGGAGAAUGCCUAUGAGCCGCCACUCACAAAUGUAUUCACCAUGCAAUGGUUCCUCACCAUGUUCUGCACCUGUCUGCCCAUGUCCUGUGUGCUUCGCGUUUGGGACCUCGUACUCAUCGAAGGCAGCGAUGUCCUACUACGUACAGCUCUUGUACUCUGGAGUCUUCUCGAAGAACGCGUUUUAAAUGCUCGCUCUGCAGAUGAAUUCUAUGGCAAAAUGGGUUCGUUUUCGAAUGAGCUGCUGAACGGCCAUCUUAUUGAUUCCAAUGGCCUUAUCGAGAAGGUGGUGCAGCUGGGCCCAAUAGCCGAUAUCAAGCAGCUGAGGGACAAGCAUCUGUACCACAUUGCACCACUGGGCUCUAAGCAGGGAUUGCAAUUGUACUUUGAUGAGGAGGACACUCAAUCUGACGACGAGUCCCGCAUGGCUGUGGCCACAAUGUGGGGUCUCAACUGGGGCAGACGCGGCUCUGUGGGAGUUGGGACUUCCGGGACGGGUAAGGGGCCUACGGAGCAAAAGGAUCGCCUGGCAUUGGACAUUUCGCUGCUGAAGAAACAAUACGAUCGCUUGCGGGAACGUCAAAAACAGGCUCACGUUAUACUGACCACCGCUUGCUCCACAGCCACCGCAGCUAAGCAAACCUCUUCCAGCAAUGCCCAGACAUCGGUGGUGGUCAAUCAAUUGCUUCUAGGCCGUCCAGCCAUAAUAACGAACAAGGGUAAGCGCAUCGGUGCACCUCUGGGUGCCAUUCCGCCGGCUCGAAAGCCUUCGUUACCGGCUGUGUUGCAUGGCAAGUCUGCCGUGGCAGCGGAGCGGCAGCUAAGACGCGGUGAGACCUUGCACUGGCGGGACACGGAUGCCACUCGUCAUCGGCGUGACAGCUUAACGUGGAAGGAGAUUAAGGCCGAUCGUGCUGCGUUGCUUCGUGAGGGAGCCGAGGGCAGUGCCGUCAAGACGCAGAAGCUACGCUCGCGUUUGGGCAAGAGUGAUAGCUCCUCCUACAGCGAGGACAGCGAUGGUGAUCAACAGGCGGCCGACAAAAAUGGUUCCAGCUCAGACACCAGUCUGUGCGACGACGAUGAUCCAAAGUCCUUGGAACAAAGUCCCAAAAGGAAGGCUAAGCUGGCGCGCAAACUAAAAGAGAAGCCCAAGCUGGCGGCAUCACGGGACACAAGUCUUGAGCGGCGGCGACCAAAGUCCUGGGCACCGAGUUCCAAUGAAAUUCCGUUCAUGUUGAUGGGAACAGACAGCGGUGAUGAGAAGGAGCCGACGCCCAAGGUUGAGGAGGAGGACAGUGCCACGGAAUGCGAUCGGUUUGGUUAUGCACGGGACAUAGACUGGUCUCAGGCAGCUGGUGAUCUAGCAUACACUAAAAUGCUCCCGCUGCACAUAGAGGCCGUAGAAGCCAUGGCCAUUACUAGCACCAGCCAACUAUCACCUUUGCCAGAUAUUGGCAACUAUCUAAGCACAACCAGCAUCAGUCCACUGCCUACGCCCAAGCCAAUCUAUGUCAUGUCCGAACCCGUCUCAAUCAAUCCUCCAGAAAGUGCUGAUACUAAGACGGAAGCUCCUGCGGAUGAAGCCACAUCCAAGCGAAUGUAUCCGCCAGAAAGUGCUGAUAGUAAGACAGAAGUUCCUGUGGAUGAAGCCACAUCCAAGCGAAUGUUUGAUGUCAGUGAUGAUGGUGUAACGAAUCUCUUUUUUGAGCGUGUCAAUAGCGUGGACCGUCCCAAGAGACUAGAGCUCUCUUACUCCUUAAACGUAGAUGAUUCAGAGGUGACUUCGGCCAAUGAGGAGCCGCGAGCAUUGGUGGAGGGGCAAAGUGCUGGACAUUUAGCAAAAGAUCUGCCUUCCGAGCCUACGCCUAAGCGAUCUCAAAUUCGAGAUGAUAACAUUCCCGGCGAAAACAAGGAUGACUACAAAGAGCUGCUGAGCAUGACGAUAGAGCCGAACAUACCACAAUCUCAACUACCUAUGACCCUGAGUAAUGCCAGCCGUAAACGUAGAGAUCCCAGACGCAAAACUCUGACAAGAUCAUCGACCAUAGAGCUGGAAGAACGAUUUCUGGCUCUGGAGCGAAGACUCAGUCAGGAGCAACCCAAUCGACAAAGUGAUACAAGCGAAGGCGUCAAACAUAUACCUUCAACUGCGGCAUUGGAGGAACGCUUCAAGUCGCUGGAGCAGCAGAUUAGUGCGGAAAAACAGCAGACUGAUAUCGAGUGCUUUGAGAAACCGGAACGUAUACCCUCUACAGCUGAUCUUGAAAUACGUUUUAAUGCCUUAACCAAACAGCUGAGUUCUAGUGAAUCCAAUCCCAAGGCUCCCGUCGAACUAGGCGAACAGGAGCAGCCCAAUGGUAGCAACUCAAAGGAGCCAAAUGAUAGUGAGAAAACUAGUAAGCUACAUAAAACUGAUAAGCUACAAUCGGAUACGAAACAACCUGCCAAUAAAAUCGAAAAUGCUGAUAAUAAAGAUACAAAGAAUCCAACAGAAACGGAACAACCACGCCUUAAGAAACUGCCUUCCACAGCCGAGCUGGAAGAUCGAUUCAAUGCCUUGGAACGCAAGAUGAGCACACAAACAAACAGUCCAGCCAAGUCCAAAAAAGAACCUCCCGACGAAGAGCAGGAAGCGAAAAUCCCUGAUGCGAAUCACUGCGAAAGGGAGGAAAUUGCAGCGAAGGCCAAAGCUGAGGAAAGUAAGAAAACGGAGACAAGUUCACAUAAUGAAAAACAAGUUGAACCAGUAAAGGAAACAGCUUCAACGCCUACAAAUAAAAGAAAUGCGCCCGAAAAAGAAAAACCUGUGCAGAGUAAAACCAUUUCAACUACCGAAGUAAAAGAGGAAGUUGAGGUUAUCAAACGUAAGACGCCACCUUCCACAGAGGAGUUGGAGAAGCGUUUCAAUGCAUUGGAAAAGCAGCGAAGUACAACUCACAUUGAGUCAAAUGAGGCAACAAUAGAAGCAAGCUCUUCGAAAUCUGAAGAAAAGAAGAAACCACAAGUACAAGAAAGCACAAAUGACACUAAAGAAACGGAAAACAAACCCCAAAAACCGAUGAAAGCGUUUGAUGAUAAAGUAAAAGCUAUAAGUGCAACCUUAACCGUUGAGGAAAAUGUGAGCGAGUUAAGAAAGGAAGCAGUUGAGGAGAAAUGUCAGACAGCCAGAGAAACCUUAACAGCCAAUGAACCGCCCAAAGCAAUCGAAGAAGCUAGUACUGCCAAGUCGGAGCUAGACUCAGAGAAAUCACAGCCAAAAGAAUUGACCAAAAGACGAGCUUCUGAGCCACCCUCAAUGGAGGAUCUGGAUAAACGGUAUGAAAGACUUAAACGUCGCUUGAGUAGCAAAAAUCAUUUAUCAUCUCAAAAUGAAACUGUAAACGAAGCCUUGGAACGCAUCGAGCAAGAAAUAAUUACCGAGUUGGGGGAUGUUACUGACGAAGAGCAGAAACCAAUCAAAAAAGAACCUCCCACAACAGAGGAUUUAGAAAGUCGAUACGAGGCGCUGCAUAGUACGGAUAAAAAGGUGAAAAGUGAGGUUACUAGACAAGCAAAGGUCAAGACACCUCCGCAGCAUGUUGAUGUGGCUAUCGAGGCGCAUAUACCAGAAGCACCACCGCCACCACCUGUGGAACACAGGAUUAAAAUAGCUGCAGGUGGACAACAGCAGCGUGCACUAAUUGAGGAGUUGCAAAGUAAAAUGCAGGGUCAAUCACCGGGUGAGGAGAAUCUUAAGCCCAGCCAGAUAAAUCCACAAAGGAGACGCAUGCAACAAGAGCAUCAGCAUCUGCAACAGCGACCCACGCCCAUGGGCGAUGAGACAUCGGAAGCACCUGCAAACACCGCUUACUACAGAUCGGGAAAUUACGAACCGUGGAAUGGACAGAGAAUGGUUCGUCGUUUCUCCGAUUUGCCAUCGAGAGCCGAUUUGGAAAAUCGUUUACAAUUCCUAGAAAAGAAAUUGUACAAGAAAUUCUACAAGCAGCGCUGUGCAAGUGAUUCCGAAGUUGCAUCGAGAACAAGCCGAACAAAUGAUGAAAAGCCAAGCACAUCGCGCCAAGCGGAGGCACAGCUGGAACAACGAGUCCUAGCCUUGGAAAAGCAGCUAAGUGAAAAUAGUCUCAAGCUUCUGGAAGCAAUGCGUGAAAAGGCGAAAGCUCAACCACCUACCGAUGAUAUCUUGUCACCACGACGUCUAAGCAUGGACACCGAAACAGGCAAGGAGCUGGUGCGAUAUACCCAGAACAUUGGUGAACUGGAGGAGUCGGACAAGCCCAUUAACAUAAGCAUCAAUAUCAAAAUGCUGCUCAACAAGGAGAUAGAGCACAAGAAACCUAUUGAGACAUCAACCGAAGAUUUAAGGCGUCGUUUGGAGCAACUGGAGCAGCAAUUAAUUGAAGAGCGUGCCAGAAAUGGAACAAUCAAUCCGGAAUGCGAGUUACCAGUUCUGGAGAGUCAGGCAUUACCCGAUCUUCAGUUAGAGGAAAAUGAGGCAAAUAAAAAGCAAGAAAAAGAUAGCCACAAUCAGAGUGUCAAGUCUGACGAGGCCGACAAGUUGGAGGAGAUUCCAAUGCCAGCCGUGGAAAGCGCUGAGCCGGAGACGGUGAAGGAAACAAAAACCAUGCAAAACGAGGAGAAAGCACAAAUCCGAAACAAGGAGGUUGGCAUUGAGAAAACUAACGAAGAUGAUGAGGAAACUAAUGCUGAGGAAGAUAAGAAAGAAACCAAAGUUGAAGAAAAAACAACUCCCUUAACUGCCGAAGAAAAAACCGCAAAAUCUCCAGCUCAAGAAGUUGCUCCACAGCCAGAAGUUGAGAAACCAGAUGCAGUCGAAGAAAAGCCAGCUGAAGAAUUAACUGCCAACAAAGUCAUUGACGGCACUAAGAUAGAGUCCGUUGAUCCGAAUAACAAAACCGUAGUUCUUCUAAUGGAUAAUGAGCCCAGAGCAUUAAAGGUUCGUCGUUUAACCAGAGCCAAUACUGAGGAACUUGAGGAUCUUUUUCAAGCACUGGAGAAACAGCUCAACGAUCGAAAUCUUGUCAAAUCCAAGGAUGGUAAAUUGGUUCGGGUGGACAGUAAACCAACAACAGAGCAAGUGGAACAAGCACAAGCCAUAUCUGAUCUCACCAAGCAAAUCGAAGACUUUACCAGCUGCAAACCCGAACAAGAAGCAGCUGUGGACACAGAGCAACCGAAAGCUGAGGAGCAACCGAAUUAUGAUUGGGGUCCGAGUCCAGAGAAGCAUCACUUAAAACGCAAGACGGUCUAUCUACCAUCCACCAAAGAGUUGGAGGCACGUUUUCGAUCGCUAGAGCGUCAGAUAAAACUACUCGAGGAUGUGGAGAAGAUCGAUGUGGAGCAGCGAUUAACUGAAAUCGAACGUAAGAUCAAGUUGCAAUACUCACUCUCCCAUGAGAAGGAUCUGAACAAGUACUUAGAGCUAUGCGAAGGAAAGGGCUUAGAUGAUGAUGAAGAGGUGGUUGAAGACGCAGCUCCAGUUGUCGAACGUUCACGUAGUCCAUCACGCAAGGAGACCGCCAAGUCACCCUAUACUUCCCCGGCUCGGAAAGCCGCUACCAAGUCACCCUACGUAUCGCCUUCCCGUAAAGGAAAGUCUCCUUAUGUGUCCCCAACGCGUCAGAGCCAGAAGACGCCACAUACAUCCCCAGCUCGCUCUGAAAAUAAGAAGAAGAGUCCCUACACGUCUCCUGCUCGUCGUCAGGCGCAUCGAGAUGAUCUGCCCAUCUCAGAUGAUCUGGAGUACAAGUAUCGCGUACUGGACUUGGUGCGCUCCAAGUCAAAGGAUAAUCUGUCCAAGCGCAAAACUGAUCCUAACAAAAAGCCGCCCAUUCAUCCGCUUGAAAUGUUACUCGAUCCGAGUCCUGAUGACAGUGAAAUCCCCACAACUGGUGAGCUAGAGCACCGCAUACGUCUUCUGGAUGAGAAAUUGAGGUCUCCGGGGCGUCCCAAGUCACGUUCUCGCUCUCCCACCAUCGAUGACAUCAAGCGCAAGAAAAUGCUGGAUGAGCAGAGACCCAAGACUCCGGUGCACAACCUGGAACGCUUGGUCUACUCACCCAGCAAACCGGAGCCACCCACUGCCGAAGAAUUGGAUCAACGCAUACGUGCGCUGGAAGAGGAGAAAUGCUUUGAUUUCAAGACCCAAAAAGACUACAAGGAAUUCAAUCAAAAGCUCAAAAAUGUGGUUUCCCCCUCGCAAUCCUAUGAAGAGUUCAAGACCAGCAAAUCGCGUGAACAAAGUCCUAGACGUCCAGCCGCCACAACGCCCAAGUCAGCAAUGCGACGAGAUGAGAAUGAUGAUUAUCGUGACUACCGCAGAGAGGAGACAACUCAUUAUCGGCCCACCAGCCCGAAGGUCAUACGGUUUCGCGAUGAGGACGAUGACUACCAAGAGGACACGUGGCGAUCCAAAUCACGGCAGGGUCAAACCAGCGACCGAAUGAAGACUCUUGCAGAUCAGCCAUCAACUUCAGCUAGUCGCAGCUCCGAGGGCCUCGAUGAACUAGGCAUUCGCCUAAUGCGGGAAACAUCGCCCAUCACACGGACAGGAACACAUACGGGAGUACCGUUGCGAACUGGGGACAACAUCAAUGAGCGUCUGAGCUCCAUCAAGAACAGCAUUAAGUCCAUAGACAGUUUGUGCGAGGAGAAACCCUAUCAAAAGGAGAAAUGUCAGCGGUAUAUUGACUCUCUAUUCUCCGACUCCCUGCACUUUGCCAGCAAGAAGAGCUCUGCCGAGGACUUGACGCACAGUCGCAGCGAGAGUCGCGGAAGGGGGGUGCAGCCUUCCAUACGCAUCAGUUCGGAGCAUCGAUCGGUGGGAUCCGUGGAGUCCUUGCGUACGGGAAGUCCAUUGCGUGCGGCGAGUCCUCCACACUAUCGAUCGCACAGGGAUAUAAGCCGGGAGCUGUCGCCGCGCCGUCGAAGGGAGGCGGAGGAGCAAGAGGAGCGGGAGAAUAGUAGGUUGUUGAAUAUCAAUUAUGCAAACACAAGUUCAAAAAUAGAAAACAAUAAGCAAGUGAAACAAAAUGCAAAGGCAAAAGGCUUCAAAAAUGAUUAUUACACCAAGCAAAGAAACAAAAAGUUAAUCAAAACGAUUAGAAAGAUUUUAUGACGACGCUAAGGAGUUGAUUAUUGAUUAUUAUGGCCAACAGUCAGUUGACUGGGCUCAAAACAUAUAUUAAUAAUGCAAUUGUUAACAAAUCCUGCAAGACUCAAAACGAGACAACAAUUAUAACGGGCUUUAAAUUGUUCUUUAUAUUAAUUUUAUGUUCUUCUUUUUGUUACACAUUUUAUAUUAUUUUUUUGUUAAUGUUAAAAUUUUGUCAAUGUAUUGGAUAUAACACAUUUUUGUGGCAAAUUGUUAUAAUGUUUUGAAUUAGAAAAUGAAAAUGAAUCAAAUAAAUAAGAAAUGCAUUUAAUGCAUGUGUACCGCAUUGAAAAAAA